Messenger RNA from Mercenaria mercenaria, 1746 nucleotides. RefSeq lists its product as uncharacterized. The record is from RefSeq and is a predicted model, not a curated record. The coding region runs from base 1 to 1746 and encodes 581 amino acids. Gene Ontology annotation, molecular function: ubiquitin-protein transferase activity. The transcript has a single exon. Gene Ontology annotation, biological process: positive regulation of DNA-templated transcription. Lineage: Eukaryota; Metazoa; Mollusca; Bivalvia; Venerida; Veneridae. Gene Ontology annotation, cellular component: chromatin; nucleoplasm.
AUGGCAGUGUCAGGUCGGAAGGUUUCUGGUAUUCAUGGAUCAGUAUCUAAAGGUUCAGAAGAGGAUUUUGACCACUGUUGUGAACCAUGCUUGGCUAUUGGCCAGCAUAUACAAAGCCGUGGAUUUUGUGUGGACUGUCAGGAAUAUUUGUGCAAGAACUGUUUUGCUUAUCAUAAACGAACAAAGGCCUCCAAACAUCAUCAACUUCUUGACAAAAGUAGCAUGGGGAAACAUAUUGUUGGUAACAAGAGUUUGGCAAUGUGCACUGAAAAGUGUGUUAUUCACCAAAAAGAGAUCAUCAAGUUUUUCUGCACUGACCAUGAAUUUCUCGGAUGUACUGACUGUAUAACCCUGAAUCACAGGACAUGUAAAAUUGAUUAUAUACCUGAUAAAUGUGCAGGUAUUGGGGACAGUAAUGAGUACAGGAACACACUGAGAGAACUGGAUCAGAAGAUGAAAGAUAUUGAUGCUGUGGUCAAAAUGGCAACACUACAAGACAAAGAGAUAGAGUCCUCUUAUGAUCUUGUCAUCAAAGAAAUUAUUAACUUCCGCAAAGAAAUAGAUGAUCGCUUAGAUCAACUGCAAAAGCAAGUUCAGACAGAGGCUGACAAAAAGAAGAUUAAGGACAAACAUACGGUCAAGAAUGUGCUUGAUACAUGUACUACUGUUUCUUCAGCUAUCAAGAAAUUCCAAUCCGACCUACAAGACAACAAAACUUCACAGCAGGAUGGACAACUUUACAUCAUCAUUAGACGAGCAAACUCCAAACUAGAAUUGGAUGACUUGAAGAAUGCUCAAGAAUCUUUAGACCAGACAAGAGUUCAUCACACAUUUGAAAGAAACAAAGAGUUAGAGAACAUCCUUACUAAGCAAGAUAUAUUUGGGAAGUUGAAUUUAUCCACUACCCUGGUGAAGAAAGAGGAAUUGAGCAUAUCCACUAACCCGAUGACUCCGAUAAAGGGGAAAGUAUUUGAUAAGUUAAAUCACAUAGGAGAUAUAAUUGUAAAGACAAAGUCAGAUGUGAAUAAAUGCUAUAUCACGGGAUGUGCUGUAUUGUCCUCUCACAAAGUUAUGCUGGCUGAUUACAACAACAAUAAACUGAAAGUUGUGAACACAGAAAGUAAGGCAGUGACUGAAGAGAAGACACUUGACUUAGGCCCAUGGGACAUUGCUGUACUGCCUCAGGACCAGAUAGCAGUAACAAUGCCAGAGAAGAGAAAGAUAUUGAUAAUGACACCAGCUAGUAAAUUUUCAACCAUUCGCAAGAUUCCAGUUAAAGGGGAAUGCAAAGGUAUAACUUACCAUCAGGGUCAACUCUAUGUGGUUUGCUGGGAUCCUCAUAGUGUGCAUAUAGUAGAUAUUCAAGGUAAUGUCAAUAACACGGUUUCACUAGACAAUCAGAUAUUUACCAGCCCAUACUACAUAUUGCCAGGUGAAGAUGCCAGUCAUAUCUACAUCAGUAACUAUUACAGCGACUGUGUAGUCAGUAUAACAUUACAGGGUGAUAUUUCAGCUGUAUACGAGCACCAGGAUCUUUAUGGACCACAAGGAAUGCUGAUGUUAGAUGAUGGAUCAUUGCUGGUAAGCUGCUACUAUAACAACACCUUACAUCAUAUCCCAGGAGACUGGAAGCAAGGUCAAACAAUAUUAGAUAGAUUGCAGUGCCCAUGGUCUAUAUGCUACAAUCAGCAUCAACAAGAAGUCUAUAUUUGUGGAUCAUGUAAUCAGCUGAUGAUGAUGAAAUAA